GUUUCGCUUAAAUUGGGUUCUUUCCUGUCCUGAGAAACACAACAGACCCCAAAAAGGCAAGCUGAAGAGAGAACACACACACAGACCAAGCGACAAGAAAUGACCAUGACUACCAUGCCAGAGAGUCUAAAUAGCCCCGUCUCAGGGAAGGCUGUCUUUAUGGAGUUUGGGCCGCCCAGCCAGCAAAUGUCUCCUUCUCCCAUGUCCCACGGACACUAUUCCAUGCACUGUUUACACUCAGCGGGCCACUCUCAGCCUGACAGCUCGUACAGCACAGCUUCGUCCUUCUCCCGACCGCUGGGCUACCCCUAUGUGAACUCGGUCAGCAGCCACUCGAGCAACCCCUACAUCAGUUCAGUGCAGUCCUACCCCAACAGCUCCAGCCUGACUCAGACCCGGUUAGAGGAGACAGGGGCCGAAUCGGAGAAAAGCACUGUGGUAGAAGGAGGGGAAGUUCGCUUUAAUGGGAAAGGGAAAAAAAUCCGCAAACCCAGGACUAUUUACUCCAGUUUGCAGCUACAGGCUUUGAACAGGAGGUUCCAGCAGACUCAGUAUCUGGCUCUGCCCGAAAGAGCCGAGCUCGCAGCAUCUCUGGGACUCACCCAGACCCAGGUAAAGAUUUGGUUUCAGAACAAGCGCUCCAAAUUCAAGAAGCUGAUGAAGCAAGGAGGGGCCGCUCUGGAGAGCAGCGCCUUGACCAACGGCAGGGCUCUCUCUGGCAGCUCGCCACCCGUGCCUCCAGUGUGGAAUACCACCUCUGCCUCCGGUAAGGCCUCGUCGGGGACCCCGGGCACCUACAUCCCCAGCUACACGUCGUGGUAUCCUUCGGCCCACCAAGAAGCUAUGCAGCAGCCGCAACUGAUGUGAUUAUAUAUACGUUUUCCCCUAAUGCAAGCACUAUCGGCCCCAAAAAGAAUUAAAAUUAUUACG
Molecule: messenger RNA, 930 nt
Organism: Oenanthe melanoleuca
Lineage: Eukaryota; Metazoa; Chordata; Aves; Passeriformes; Muscicapidae
Gene: DLX1
Product: distal-less homeobox 1
Exons: 3
Coding region: 100-867 (255 amino acids)
Biological process (GO): cell differentiation; embryo development; negative regulation of transcription by RNA polymerase II
Molecular function (GO): DNA-binding transcription factor activity, RNA polymerase II-specific; RNA polymerase II cis-regulatory region sequence-specific DNA binding
Source: RefSeq, a predicted model, not a curated record